Molecule: messenger RNA, 7677 nt
Organism: Drosophila sechellia
Lineage: Eukaryota; Metazoa; Arthropoda; Insecta; Diptera; Drosophilidae
Product: inositol hexakisphosphate and diphosphoinositol-pentakisphosphate kinase
Exons: 15
Coding region: 389-7465 (2358 amino acids)
Biological process (GO): inositol metabolic process; inositol phosphate biosynthetic process
Cellular component (GO): cytosol
Molecular function (GO): 5-diphosphoinositol pentakisphosphate 1-kinase activity; inositol hexakisphosphate kinase activity
Source: RefSeq, a predicted model, not a curated record
UAGUCAGUUGGCCGCGUUGCACGGAACGGGCGUUAUACGCCGACCUCGUCGGUUUGCGUUUUCAGUAUAUGUUCCGGGUUAGGUCAUCUGGUUUUGGGGAAUCCGACCGAUAAGCACGAACGGUUUGAUUCCCGCACUAUCAUCAGUUUUGACGACGACGGAUUGCCAAAGCGCAGCUAAAUCCGAUAUUUACGACGCGUAUAAAAUAUUUGACAAGCCUUAAAAAACAAUUUGAUUGUUUAUAAAUAAAUUACUCUCAACUGUUUUCCCUCAAACGAGAAGGCCAAAUGUUAAAAUUUUGUUUUAACGGAAAAUAAAACAAGUUUCUAAGUUACCGUCCUGGAGGAACAUCUAGAUUUGGCCGGAAAGAGACUGAGUUACCGGCACAAUGGAGUGGACUUGGUUCAAAGACUGGUGGCGUCUCAAGAAGCUUCGAUCUCGUCACCAGCGACAUAAGAAAAAACUCCAAGCAGCCACGGCAGCCGCUGGAGCUGCGAUGACAGCAACAGCGGUUUUGCCCGGCUCUGGGUGCGCAGAAAGUGGUGGUUCCCAGGAUCCACAAAACAAUCGUCUCGACAGCUUGUACGACGCAGUGCCAUCUGAUGGAACUAUAGCCAGAAUACGUCAUGGUAGUCGAGAUCGUCUACGCCGGAAUCGCUUGCUGCAGCGCCAGCGUCGAAGUCAAAGUGCCGCAGUCCACAGUCAUAGAAGCCAGGACGACGACGAUGGGGAAUACGGACCCUUUAACGUCAGUGAUUACGAGGAUUACGGGCCGAGUCAUGGCAGCGACGAGGAGAGUGAUGAUUUCUGCUACUGUGAUGUCUGCAUGAAUGGCGACACGGACUUUGGAGACAGCAAUGACGGGAUGGACUCCGACACGAGCACCUCUUCCAGCAACAGCAAGCAGGUGGUCGUCGGAAUCUGUGCGAUGGCCAAGAAGACACAGUCAAAGCCAAUGAAGGAGAUCCUGACUCGUCUUGGAGAGUUUGAGUUCAUUAAGCUGGUGACGUUCGAGGAGAACGUGAUUCUACGAGAACCGGUCCAAAAUUGGCCCACCUGCGACUGCCUGGUGUCGUUUCACUCGAAAGGUUUUCCCCUAGAGAAAGCCAUCGAGUAUGCCCAGCUUAGGAAUCCCUUUGUGCUGAAUAAUCUGCACAUGCAGUACGAUAUUCAGGACAGGAGAAGAGUGUACGCCAUUCUGGAGAAGGAGGGUAUUGAGAUUCCGCGCUAUGCCGUCCUCGAUCGUGAUUCGCCGGACCCUAAACACCAUGAGCUUAUUGAGUCCGAGGACCAUGUGGAGGUCAAUGGUAUUACCUUUAACAAGCCGUUUGUUGAGAAGCCUGUGUCGGCGGAGGACCACAACAUAUACAUAUAUUACCCGACGUCGGCGGGCGGAGGAAGUCAGCGACUUUUCCGAAAGAUCGGCAGCCGGAGCAGCGUGUAUUCUCCGGAAUCAAGGGUGCGAAAGACAGGAUCAUUUAUCUACGAGGACUUUAUGCCCACCGAUGUGUACUUUUCAGGCACGGAUGUCAAGGUGUACACCGUGGGACCGGACUACGCCCAUGCCGAAGCCCGUAAAAGUCCCGCUUUGGAUGGCAAAGUAGAGCGCGACAGCGAAGGAAAAGAGAUUCGCUAUCCAGUGAUCCUCAAUCAUUCCGAGAAGCUAAUCUCACGGAAGGUGUGCCUGGCCUUUAAGCAAACAGUCUGUGGAUUCGAUUUGUUGCGAGCCAAUGGAAAGAGCUAUGUCUGCGAUGUUAACGGUUUUAGCUUCGUUAAAAACUCGAACAAGUACUAUGAUGAUUGCGCCAAGAUACUAGGCAACAUGAUUCUCAGGGAGCUAACGCCUACCCUGCACAUCCCCUGGUCAGUGCCCUUUCAAUUAGACGAUCCUCCCAUUGUGCCCACCACUUUUGGCAAAAUGAUGGAGCUGCGCUGCGUGGUGGCCGUAAUUAGACAUGGCGAUCGCACGCCCAAACAAAAAAUGAAGGUUGAGGUGCGGCAUCCCAAAUUUUUCGAGAUCUUCGAGAAGUACGACGGCUACAAGCUGGGCCACGUUAAGCUAAAGCGCCCUAAACAGCUUCAAGAGAUUUUGGACAUCGCCCGCUUCCUGCUAAGCGAGAUCCACACCAAAGCUCAUGCCGAGAUCGAGGAAAAGGAAAGCAAGCUGGAGCAGCUGAAGAACGUUCUGGAGAUGUACGGUCACUUUUCGGGCAUAAACCGGAAGGUCCAAAUGAAAUACCAACCAAAAGGACGUCCACGUGGCUCUAGCUCCGAUGAUACCAAUCUAGCAGCGGAUCAACCAGUGGAACCUUCCCUGGUCCUCAUCCUCAAGUGGGGCGGCGAACUGACUCCAGCAGGUCGCAUCCAGGCGGAGGAGUUGGGUCGCAUUUUUCGGUGCAUGUAUCCGGGUGGCCAAGGAAGAUCGGAUUACUCGGGCACCCAAGGACUAGGUUUGCUGAGAUUACACUCGACGUUCCGGCAUGACUUAAAAAUCUACGCCUCAGAUGAGGGUCGUGUCCAGAUGACGGCUGCCGCUUUUGCAAAAGGUUUGCUGGCCCUGGAAGGAGAACUUACGCCCAUUCUGGUCCAGAUGGUAAAGAGCGCCAAUACAAAUGGACUGCUGGACAAUGAUUGCGACUCCAGCAAGUACCAGAACUUGGCUAAAGGUCGCCUCCACGAGCUUAUGCAAAACGAUCGAGAGUUUUCUAAGGAGGAUCGUGAGCUGAUUAAUCCUUGCAAUAGCAAAUCGAUUACCCAGGCUCUGGAUUUUGUAAAAAAUCCUGUUGACUGCUGUCACCACGUACACCUGCUCAUUCGCGAGCUUCUUCACAUUAUCAGUAUCAAAAAGGAUGAUCCAAAGACUAAGGACGCCAUCUUAUAUCACGGCGAGACGUGGGACCUAAUGCGUUGUCGCUGGGAAAAAAUUGAGAAGGAUUUUAGCACCAAAUCGAAGCUGUUUGACAUCUCAAAGAUACCAGAUAUAUAUGAUUGCAUCAAAUACGAUCUGCAACAUAAUCAACACACGUUGCAAUACGAUCAGGCGGAGGAGCUAUACAUCUAUGCGAAGAAUCUGGCUGAUAUAGUCAUACCACAGGAGUAUGGACUGACGCCCCAGGAGAAACUGGCAAUUGGUCAAGGUAUCUGCUCCCCUUUACUAAGAAAGAUCAAGGGUGAUCUGCAGCGAAACAUCGACGAAGUGGAAGACGAGUUUAUGAACCGUUUGAAUCCACAUUAUAGCCAUGGUGUUGCAAGCCCUCAGAGGCAUGUCCGCACAAGGCUCUAUUUUACCAGCGAAUCGCAUGUUCACUCGCUGCUCACCGUUUUACGUUAUGGGGGAUUGCUUAAUGUGGUUACAGAUGAGCAGUGGCGUCGGGCUAUGGAUUAUAUUUCGAUGGUAUCGGAGCUCAACUAUAUGUCUCAGAUCGUUAUCAUGCUCUACGAGGACCCUACCAAAGAUCCAACUUCUGAGGAACGCUUCCAUGUUGAACUGCACUUUAGUCCGGGUGUAAAUUGCUGUGUGCAAAAGAAUCUACCACCAGGUCCGGGAUUUCGCCCGCAUUCGCACGGCGACAAUGCUUGCAAUGUAAGUUUGCAAUCUUCAGACGAGUCAAAUCCUGCCAGAAUCGAGGAGGAGAAUGACUCGAAUUCAGGAGAGGAACGGGAGGGCAAAAAGCGAUGCACCUCAGGCCAAAGGAGUUCGGAUCGCAGUGCGGAACGCACUUCCCCUGCUUUCGGAUUCAACCGACUAGAGCUCAGAUCCAAGCAGUUUAAAUCGAAACCCAUCCCCAUCGGAGCCCAUCACACUGUCAGUGGCCAUGAAGCAAUGGAUCUAGCCAAGCUUCUGAACGAGGAGUUGGCAUCGCACCAACAGCAGCAAAACCAGCAGCUUCGACCCAUUAGUCCGGACAUCAGGGCAGUAACUCCUGACUGCGAACCACGCUCCCGGAGUUUUGAACAGCGGCCCACGUCCGGAGUCUGUGCUAAAGAAACGGUAGUUGCUUCUCCUGGUUUCUGGGAUAAUUCGCGGACUUCUGAAUUCGGGGAGAUUCCUCAUACUCGAGUGGGCGCUCCUAGUAAUUCGGAUGGGGGGUCUCAUCCGAGAGCGGAUCAUCGCACUGCCUUUCAGAUCCGUGUUACGAAUAGCUUGUCCUUUUUUAAAAUUGACUCUUCAACAAACGAGCUGCCUUUGUCGGACAUUGAUUUUUCGCUGCACCCACCCACUCCGCAAUGCGGUCCCUUGUCGCACAAACGUCUCCACAUCUUGACUAUGCGGCGGAUGGAGAGUUGCGACGACGGUGAAGAACUCGAACAGCUCCGUCAUCUGCCACAGAUCUCGCCGAUGGCCACCAAUGAGCGACCCUUAAGUUCCUGCAAUUGCAGUAGCUCAGCGGCCCAAGCGCACUCGCACUCAAAAAGUCUGAUGGACUUGGCACAAGCGGUGGUUGUGACUUCUCCGCAAGAAACUGGACAGAAUUCGGAGAAAGGUUGUGACGCAACAACGGCGGUCAGUAGUUUCGAUGAUGACUUUCAGGUGUCUAGCUCAGCACCGGCCAUCCUGAUGAGCGCACACUUCAGCAAAAGGCCUGUGGUAGCAUCUCUAUCACUAAUGGUCUAUGCCACUACUUCGCCCACUGCCUCUACUUUACAGCUCUGUCAGGACAAGGACAAGGCCUCGGCUUCUGUCUCAUCCUCUGUGCAAAGCAAAGCCACUAGUAGCUCCUGUGGUCAGCUCUCCAUGGCGGCUUCUGCUCCUGUUGUGACAGAAAACCCAUUUCGAUUCACCGUUUCGUCGUUGGGUUCUGCAGCUUCCAAUACCACCUGUUUUGUAGACAGCUUCGAGCCCAUUGAAGAGCAAAUCACGUCCAUAGUGGAGGUAGAUCCAAAGCCCCUGCACCCAGAGCCUCAAGUAGUAUAUAAUCUGCCCACUGUGCUCAUUACGGGAACAACAAGUAGCUCAGAAUUGACCAGCAAACUAAAUAGCAAUAUACCGACUGUUACAAACGCUGUUUCUGCGAUGCUAAAACCAGUAGGUACCGAAAUAAAUGAAGAAGUAGGUAGAUCGAAGGAAAUAGGAAUAGACACAAUAAGAAUUUCAACCACACACACACCCUGCAAUAAAGCAGCAGUUACCCGACCAGAUCCAAAAACAGAUAUAACAACAGAUCCACCAACGGUUACAGCAACAGAGACAGCAGAAGAUACAUCAAUGGAUAUACGAACAAAUAUAUGUAUCGGAAAAAGUGCACCUGGGCUUACACCAACAGUUACUACUACCGAUAUUUCAAAAGGUAUACAAGACAUCGCUCCUACAGCCACCCAAACAUCCCCACCAACAUUUACACCAUCAACCACCACUACAACAACUGCAGCAGCAGCAGCUUUGUUUGAUAAUACAGCAACAAUGUCUUCUAAUCGACCAUUUACUAACCAAUUCCAAUCGAUUGAUCCCACUUCAAACGACGCACCACACCAACAUCAUGUACAUCAACACCAAUACCAACAUCACCGCAAAAUAACAACGACCAUCAAUAACACUCUGAACGAAAACCACACCACCGCCACAAUUACAAACAACACUACCACGACCCCGUCUUGUUGUACCAAAACCAUCGUCACAGAUAGCCAAGUCUCGGUGUCGGUCUCGGCAUCGGUGUCAUCGGCCAACCCAUCCACGUCGUCGCGUCGCCAAAGACACAGUAUUGCCGGCCAGAUGUCCUAUAUGAAAAUGUUGGGCUUCGGUGGUUUUAGCAAAAAGAUGGCCACCAGCGCAAAUAGCCUUUUCAGCACCGCCGUCAUCAGCGGCAGCUCGUCCGCUCCUAAUCUUCGCGACAUGAUAACGGUCUCCUCUUCCGGAUUUGGCGAUGUACCACCAAUCCGCCCGCUUGAGACACUGCACAACGCCCUUUCGCUGCGCAAGCUGGACAGUUUCUUGCAGGACAUGAUCCUGGCGCAGAUCUUUAAGACGCCGACAGGGUCCCCACCGCGGGGCUUCUCUAAGAAUACCUUGCCAGCGGUUUCCUCGAUGACUCUAAACGCCUCAAAUCAGACAGAGAUGAUCGACCAUGAGCAGCAAAUUGGCAGACAACCGCCGAUAUCAACGACCGUAACGCCCACCUUUGACCGGCGUGGCAGCGAGUCCGGAUCCACAGCGGAUGCCCAUCUGCGUCUCCUUUCGGAGAGCCAGUGCCCUAAUCUUGACGAUAGCAACACGGAGCUGCGAGAAUCGCUGGCUGGAAAGAUGGAGCUUUGGCCAGAGGACAUUGUGAAGGCAGCCGAGGAGGAGGAAAUAACCCUAUCGGAAUUGGAAACAAAACCAAGCUUGGACCUUACCAUGGAGAUAAUGGAGCGGGGGGCCGCGGGUACCAUCUUCCAGCCAAUGAAUCGGGACAGCUUGGAAUCCGGCGAAGGAACGAUGGGCGGUGGAGUCUUUCUGAGUGUUUGUGAGGAACAGGACAGCGGAAGCACCUGCCUCACACCAGUUAGUUUUGGGAUGGAUCUCGACCUGAGCAUGGUGGCUAACAAGGGCUCCAUUACGCUGUCAAUGGAAGGGUUCGAAGAUGAUGAAGAUGCCACUUUGUCGGCGGCCACAACACCUUCCCUUUUGGCGGACUGUGAGCCGCGCCUGGAGAGUUGCUACUGUUGUCCCAGCCAUGCAGAGGGCCCCCCUGAGGUUCCCAGCGAUGAUCCACGAUUUGGCUUUGCGCUGCCGGUUCGAGUCACCCAAGCUUCACCGGAGCAUGAGCGACGUGUGCGCCGUGCUCAUGAUCCCGUCUCGCCAAGGAUCCAGAAACAGAUCAGCUUGUUCGAGGGAAACGCGGCUCCGGCGACGGGUCAGAAAAAGAUUGAGUCCAGCGGAUCGGUUGGGGGCGGUCCCAUUCUGCACGCCUCCAUCAACCUGCCGGCGGCGGGACCGCAUCAUUUGCGCCAGGAUGCUCGCCUGCGCAAGUUUGAGAACCUCACGCAGUCCACUUCGAACUCGAACUUUCCCUUCGAAAGCAACACACUGAAGCGAGUGCCCAUGCAGACCACCAAUGACUAUGACAACGUAAGCCACACACAGAGCUGCAUAAACCUCAAAAGUGGCAGCAGUGGAGUCCUCGGGGGAUCGCCGCAGCGUCAGAGAGGAUCCGAUGGAAGAGUCGUAGUUGCAAGUGGAGUUCCGGCAGAGAGGGAGCCACCGCGGUUCCAUUGUGGACGGAUGAUCAGCACAUGCUGCUCUGCCUCGGCCUCGCCGUCCCCCUCACCGGGGGCGCUGAUUGUAAAGGAGCGAUUCAUCGAACCGCCCAAGCGCGGUGUCGUGCGCGGAUACCAUGGCAAAACGCAGUCCAUGGACGCCGACUUCCUGUUCAACGAGUUUCUUCUGUUGCCGGCCAUGGCUCCGGCCAAGAUAUCCUUUGAUAGUUCCGAAAUCGACCAGGCCAGCGAUGACGACUCCCCGAGCACCUCGAAACAAAGGCACGCCUAAAUAUCAAUCGAACUCCAGAUCCUUAAAGCACUCACAUCCCUAAGCCGGGCCAAUGUAACUAACACAAGCUAUCGCCACAGCGAGUGCCAUUUCAAAUUCGAGUUAUCGCAUAGAUCCACUCGCUUACGGACUUUUUACUAUUAAUCUAACUGUUUGUUGCUUUUGGGCCAAGAAAAUACAAAUAAAAGGCUUAUCUCUAUUUUUGUCCAUAA